AGGAGAGCGCUGCGGCGUCGAAUCCCUCCCGUUCCUUCCGCGCGGCUCUUUCGUCGUGGAGGCGCUCUGGGCCCAACAGCUGCGCCUCUAUGGCGCGGGGCGGAGCUUGUUCCUCAUAGGGAAGCCUCCGCCGCUUCCUCUCUUCCGGGGUGGGCGGGAGGCGGCUGUGAUGAUGGCGGACGGGGAAGGCGGCUUAGACCCGGAGCCCUGUGCUCCUCACCUGGAGGCGGAAGGAGAAGCCGCUGGGGACAGCGAGCUGGACUCCGGGCUUCCCCUAGAGACCGACGGCUACGUGCUGUACAGGGAUAGGAAGGAAUGGGCUGAUGUUGAGCCAGUACCUCAAGACGACGGGCCAAAUCCCGUAGUCCAGAUCAUAUAUAGUGAAAAGUUUAAAGAUGUAUAUGAUUACUUCCGAGCUGUUCUGCAAUGUGAUGAAAGGAGCGAAAGAGCUUUCAACUUAACGGGGGAUGCCAUUGAUCUUAAUGCUGCGAACUACACUGUGUGGCAUUUCCGAAGGGUUCUUCUGCAGUCCCUGAACAAAGAUCUACAUGAGGAACUCAAUUAUAUCACAGCUAUCAUUGAAGAUCAGCCAAAGAAUUAUCAAGUCUGGCACCACAGGCGAGUGUUGGUGGAGUGGCUGAAGGAUCCAUCCCAGGAACUUGAAUUUAUAGCAGACAUUCUUAACCAGGAUGCCAAGAACUACCACGCAUGGCAGCACAGGCAGUGGGUCAUUCAGGAAUUUAAACUGUGGGAUGAUGAACUGGAGUAUGUGGAACAGCUGCUGAAAGACGAUGUCCGAAACAAUUCUGUCUGGAACCAAAGAUACUUUGUCAUUUCAAACACAACUGGUUAUAACGAUCCUGCUGUUUUAGAGAGAGAAGUCCAGUUUACCCUAGAAAUGAUCAAGAUGGUGCCCCAUAAUGAAAGUGCUUGGAACUAUUUGAAAGGGAUCCUGCAGGAUCGUGGCCUUUCGAAACAUCCAAACCUCUUAGGACAGCUACUGGAAUUGCAGCCAAGUCAUAGUUCCCCCUACCUGAUUGCCUUUUUGGUGGACAUAUAUGAAGACAUGCUGGAAAACGAGUGUGAAAACAAGGAAGAAACUCUCUGCAAAGCAUUAGAGCUAUGUGAAAUCCUGGCUAAAGAAAAAGACAUAAUCCGGAAGGAAUACUGGAGAUACAUUGGACGGUCCCUUAAGAGCAAACACAGCCCAAGUGAGGAGCAGAAUGUGCCAACUUACAAUGAUCAGGAGUAACUCCAUGUAAAGCAGGAAGGAAUAUGGCAUUCGGCUCUGGAUUAACUACAAGAACUUUUGAGAGUGGAGAUAGCUAGGCAGGCAAUUAAACAGAGUGAUGUUCUCCACCCCUUCCCAAAAUAUGUUGCAACUGUACAUUACUACAGAGGUAUUGCUUUUAAUCUCACCAGAAGUGUAAACCACUCUCCGUAACAUACUGACCCCUGGUUACUGCUGCUGUACAGAUUAACUGUGGGGGUGGUCCAAAGCACUGUGCAUUUAAAAAAACACUUAGCAGUUACUUGAAUUGUACCAAAUAAAGGAAUUGUUUUCUUCAUUUUAUGUGAAUAAUGCUGUACUAGUGAUUUUAAUGCCCUAAAUUGGUUCCCAGUCUUGGCCUCCACAGGUUCUCAUAAAGCAAGCGCAUGUAAGAUUCUGAAAGUAUUUGAGUUGGAUUGCAGAGUCCUCGUUUACAGUGGCUAUAUAGAGUACGGUAACUUAAUUUCAGUUACUUGAAAGGAGGGAAUGAAGUUGUAUAUCUGAGCAGCUAUGCAACACUGACGUGUGUUUUCAUUGUAUUCAACUAAUGCCAUCAAUAAUUUGUAUUAAAAGAUAUAGAACUUGUACAAGGACUUGAUGUGUGUUUUGAGAUUUGGAUGUUUUUUUAAAAAAAGAAAGAAAGAAAGAAAGAAAUGGUGUCCCAUACGAAGUGGGAAUGGCGAUGCUGUUGUGAACUCACUGCUAGCUUUGCAGUGCAGGGAAAAUGCCUGAUCUUGCCACCUCGGAGGCCAGCCUUGCAGCAAACCCACUCAGUACAGUCAAACCUCAGCUCCCGAACGGCUCCAUUUUUGAACGUUUCAGCUCCCAAACACUGAAAACCUUUGAACAUUUUUUGGAAGCCGAACAUCCGACGCAGCUUCUGUUUGAGUGCAGGAAGCUCUAGCAACCAAUUGGAAGCCGUGCCUCGGUUGUCGAACGUUUUUGAAGCCGAACGGGCUUCUGGAACGGAUUACGUUCGACAACCCAGGUUUGACUGUACUCUGUAAAGACCUGAGCCAUUGUUUACAAAGCCUGUGUGUUCUCUUGAAUAAUCGGGUCACAAUUUAAAAAAAAACUUAGGCAAGUCAAUUUUCUUUUAGCCUCAAUAUUCCAUUUGCAAUAUGGAGAUGAUAAUACUGAUUUAGUUUGCAGAGUUCUAAACAUCAUGAUGUGACACUAAAGAAUUACAAAAAUGCUAAAUAUUAGUAUUCCUUUCCCUAGAGUGCUUCUAUUAAUCACAGACAACGGAGUUACUUUCAUUUCAUGAAGCUAUUAUUAUUUCUUAAAUUUAUAUACCACCGUUCAUCUGAGGAUCACAGAAGCUAAAUCAAGAACAAUUCUGGAUUAUUCCACCUCAAACCCAAUAUGAGUUUGCAAACCAUGAUUCUCUAUCUGGGGCAAAAUCAACAUUUUCUUUUGCUGGUGUAUGGGACUUCCCCUCCAUUUAAUCUUAAUAAUAUCCUAGAACUGGCUAUUUCUGUGUAAUCUUCCUUCCAAACAUCCUAAUUUUAACGGAAGCAUCUUGCCACUUAAGUUAAUGAAACCAAGGGGCAUGAGAAUAUUUCACUCCAGCAUGUGGAAUUUGAGAGUACUUUCAGCUUCUAAUACAGUGGUCCCUCGACUUACGAACUUAAUCCGUUCCGAAUGCACAUUCGUAGGUCGAGAAGUUCGUAAGUCGAAAAGUGGUUUCCCAUAGGGAAAAAAUAUUCAGAAAAAUUCAUAAGUUGAGGAAACCACAUUUAAAACAUUUAAAACCGCCAACGGUUUCUGUUCGGAUGUAGAAAAAUUUGUAAGCGUGCGGCCAUUUGUCCCGUUCGUAAGUCGAAAACUUCGGAUGUCGAGUAAUUCAUAAGUCGAGGGGCCACUGUACUCCUAUAUUUUGUCUUCCCAAAGGGCCAUGGUAACGGAGCCAUAAAGCUGCCCUUCGUAAAAAUGGUUGGCCACUUUCCUCUAUUCUUUCUUUGAGGUCAGGCUGCCACUAGCAAAGAUGGCCACUUUUUUGUUGCUUCCAAGAGGACCAGAUCAAAAAAGAAGAAAAGUGUCACAAUUUGGUCAGGGGAAACUGGGUAGAAAAUCUCUGAAGGAAAAGAGUAGGCAGUGAAAUGCGGGAAAGGAACAACAAGUACUGUGGCAUCUUAAUGACUAACUCUUAUGGCAUAAUACAGUAGUCCGCAAAAGUUUAUGCAUUGGUAUAAUAAAUUUGUUAGCUCUAAGACACCAUAAGUCUGGUUUUUAUUGCAAGACGCUAACACACAGCUACCCCACUAGAAAAAGAGAUG
Molecule: messenger RNA, 3549 nt
Organism: Zootoca vivipara (common lizard)
Lineage: Eukaryota; Metazoa; Chordata; Lepidosauria; Squamata; Lacertidae
Gene: FNTA
Product: farnesyltransferase, CAAX box, subunit alpha
Biological process (GO): protein farnesylation; protein geranylgeranylation
Cellular component (GO): protein farnesyltransferase complex; cytoplasm; CAAX-protein geranylgeranyltransferase complex
Molecular function (GO): CAAX-protein geranylgeranyltransferase activity; protein farnesyltransferase activity
Source: RefSeq, a predicted model, not a curated record